AUGUCCAUCCUUAUCAAAAGUUUUUUAAGUACUGGGGACCAAGCUGCAAAAGGCAAUUACGGAUUGCUUGACCAAAUCCAAGCUUUGCGUUGGAUAGAAGAAAAUAUUGGAUCUUUUGGAGGAGACCCAAAAAGAGUUACUAUUUUUGGAUCUGGGGCAGGAGCUUCCUGUGUCAGUCUUCUGACACUCUCUCACUAUUCAGAAGGUUUGUUCCAAAAGGCAAUCAUACAGAGUGGAACAGCCCUGUCCAGCUGGGCAGUGAACUAUCAGCCUGCCAAGUACACUCGGAUAUUGGCAGAUAAAGUCGGCUGCGACAUGCUGGAUACCACUGAUUUGGUUGAAUGCCUUCGGAAUAAGAACUACAAAGAACUCAUUCAACAGACCAUCACUCCAGCCACGUACCACAUUGCCUUUGGCCCUGUGAUAGAUGGAGAUGUGAUUCCAGAUGACCCUCAGAUUCUCAUGGAGCAAGGCGAAUUCCUUAACUAUGAUAUAAUGCUGGGUGUGAAUCAAGGGGAAGGUUUAAAAUUCGUGGAUGGCAUUGUAGACAAUGAAGACGGUGUUUCUCCUAAUGAUUUUGACUUUUCUGUCUCUAAUUUUGUGGACAAUCUAUAUGGUUAUCCAGAAGGAAAAGAUACACUCCGAGAGACCAUUAAAUUCAUGUAUACGGACUGGGCAGACAAGGAAAACCCUGAAACAAGACGAAAGACCCUGGUAGCACUUUUUACUGACCACCAGUGGGUUGCUCCUGCUGUUGCCACUGCUGAUCUGCAUGCCCAGUAUGGAUCUCCAACGUAUUUCUAUGCAUUUUAUCACCACUGCCAAAGUGAAAUGAAACCAAGCUGGGCUGAUUCAGCUCAUGGUGAUGAAGUCCCUUAUGUGUUUGGCAUUCCUAUGAUUGGCCCAACAGAAUUGUUCAACUGUAACUUUUCCAAGAAUGAUGUCAUGCUCAGUGCAGUUGUUAUGACAUACUGGACAAACUUCGCCAAAACUGGAGAUCCAAACCAGCCUGUUCCACAAGACACAAAGUUCAUCCACACAAAACCAAACCGCUUUGAAGAAGUAGCCUGGUCCAAAUACAAUCCUAAAGAUCAGCUUUAUCUGCAUAUUGGCCUGAAACCCCGAGUUCGUGAUCACUACCGAGCAACAAAAGUUGCUUUCUGGUUGGAGCUUGUGCCACACCUUCACAACCUGAAUGAAAUUUUUCAAUAUGUUUCCACAACAACUAAAGUACCCCCUCCUGACAUGACAUCAUUUCCUUAUGUUACCCGACGCUCUCCUGGUAAAUUGUGGCCAGCCACCAAACGCCCAGCAAUGACACCUGCCAACAAUCCCAAACAUUCAAAAGACACUCAUAAAACAGCUCCCGAGGAUACAACAGUUCUGAUAGAAAACAAGCGAGAUUACUCCACUGAGCUGAGCGUCACCAUUGCUGUGGGAGCAUCCUUGCUGUUCCUCAAUAUUUUAGCUUUUGCUGCAUUGUAUUACAAGAAAGACAAGCGGCGUCAUGAGACUCACAGGCGCCCUAGCCCCCAGAGGAACACAACCAAUGACAUCGCACACAUACAAAAUGAAGAGAUCAUGUCAUUGCAGAUGAAACAGCUGGAACAUGACCAUGAGUGUGAAUCACUGCAGGCCCAUGACACGCUGAGACUAACCUGUCCACCUGACUACACGCUUACUUUGAGAAGGUCUCCAGAUGACAUUCCACUCAUGACUCCCAACACCAUAACCAUGAUCCCAAAUACAUUAACAGGAAUGCAGCCUUUGCAUACUUUCAACACCUUCAGUGGAGGACAAAACAGUACGAAUUUGCCCCAUGGACAUUCAACUACUAGGGUAUAGCUCAGCCCUUCCCCCUCACAAGCCACCUGGAAGAAAGAAAGAAAGAAAAAAAAAAAAAAAAAGAAGAGGAAAAAGUUAUAAUACCAUUCAUUGAACACCUUGUCCAAAUAUUAAGUAAAAACAAGUAAAAGAGAAGGACAGACAUUAUUUUCUUACUGUUCCUUCCCAAAGAAACUCUAUGAUGUUAAAGAUCAACUAUAAGCCCUGUGAAAUGUGAAAAGUGUACACUGCUGUUACAAUACUGCUUUAAGAUCUCAACCCCUUUAAUUGAAAGUUGAGGCCAGAAGAAGUCACUUAAAAUGAUGUUUUGAGCAUACCGAGCAAAGCAGACUCUUCUGAAACACAGAGCCACUGACUGUACAGAUGUUCUGGUUUUGGUUUCUUGUUUUUGGUUUUGAUUUGGUUUUGGUUUUGUUUUUUUUUUUUUUUUUUGGUUGGUUUCUUUUUAAUAAAUAAAAUAAAAAAAUCUUUAUGUGCCAUACAAUGAAUAGCCCUUGUUGAAACAAAGACAUCAUCAUGGGCUUUUACCCAGCAUAUGAAGCUGUAAUCCAGAUGGGGGAAAUAGAAUUUUAUUAUUAAUAACAAAAAAUGGGAAAAAAUAAAAAAAAGAGGAGGACUGACUAUGCAGUAAAAUACGUAUAGUUCUGUGCACAGAGGUGACUUGCCAGCCUGAACUAUAUUUAAAGAAACUUUGUAAAAAUGUACAUAGAUGUGCGUUUAAAAACAACUACAAAAAAAAAAAAAAAA
Molecule: messenger RNA, 2592 nt
Organism: Phasianus colchicus (ring-necked pheasant)
Lineage: Eukaryota; Metazoa; Chordata; Aves; Galliformes; Phasianidae
Source: RefSeq, a predicted model, not a curated record